This is a messenger RNA of Paralichthys olivaceus (Japanese flounder), 1841 nucleotides long. The record is from RefSeq and is a predicted model, not a curated record. NCBI's taxonomy places the organism in Eukaryota, Metazoa, Chordata, Actinopteri, Pleuronectiformes, Paralichthyidae.
CACACACACACACACACACACACACUCCUUUCUCUUUUCAAAAGCCCCUUGUGAGCAGAUUGACAGGCUAGAAUGAAAAUGAGGCGGACGCUCGCUCACGGCUUCAGUGCGUACGCGCCCGCCUGAGCAGACGCCUCCACUUGGAUCAUAUCACCAUGGGACCUGUUCGGGCUGCGAGGGACUCCUGUCUGUUUCUGCUCUUGGUACACAGCCUCCACAGCGCUGCGCUAACAGAGAUUCGAGAUCCAUGUGCAGAGGGAAGUGAUGGCUGUCACAUUGAUGCUAUUUGUCAGACCACUCAAGGCUCCUACAAGUGCACGUGUAAAGCAGGAUUCAGAGGAGAUGGAAAACACUGUGAAGACACCGAUGAGUGCGACCUGGAGUACAAUGGUGGCUGUGUACACGAGUGCACCAACAUCCCAGGAAAUUAUCGUUGCACUUGCUACGACGGAUUCAAUUUGGCACAUGAUGGACACAACUGCCUAGAUGUGGAUGAGUGCAAGUUCAACAACGGUGGCUGCCAGCACACUUGUGUCAACACCAUGGGCAGCUACGAGUGUCGCUGCAAGGACGGCUUCUUCCUCAGCGACAACCAGCACACAUGCAUCCACCGCUCUGUGGAGGGCCUCAACUGUAUGAAUAAGGAGCACGGCUGUGCCCAUAUCUGCAAAGAGACGCCCAAAGGAGGCGUGGCCUGUGAGUGUCGCCCAGGGUUCGAGCUGGCGAGGAAUCAGAAGGGCUGCACCUUGACUUGUAACCAUGGCAAUGGAGGUUGCCAGCACACCUGCGAGGACACAGAGAACGGCCCCAUAUGCAAGUGUCACAUCAGGUACACCCUGCAGCCCGACAAGAGGUCAUGUGUAGAGCGUGAUGAAGCCACCACCGAGCCCUCGGACCAUAACGCCACGUCCUUCGCUGAGGUGGACAAACGGGUCAAACGUAGACUGCUGAUGGAAACCUGCGCCGUGAACAAUGGGGGGUGUGACUGCACCUGUAAAGACACAUCCACCGGCGUGCGCUGCAGCUGCCCCGUCGGCUUCACCCUGCAGCCGGAUGGAAAAACAUGCAAAGAUAUUGACGAGUGCGAACUUCACAACGGCGGCUGCGAUCACUUCUGCAGGAACACCAUCGGCAGCUUCGAGUGCAACUGCAGGAAAGGCUUCAAGCUGCUCACAGAUGAGCGUUCCUGUCAAGAUAUAGAUGAGUGUUUUUUUGAGCGGACAUGUGAUCACACGUGUGUGAACUCCCCCGGUGGUUUUCAGUGUCUGUGCAACAAAGGCUUCACCAUGUAUGGACUGGCCCACUGCGGAGAUAUAAAUGAAUGCAGUGUGAACAAUGGCGGUUGCGAGCAGGGUUGUGAGAACACCAUGGGUGGAUUUGAAUGCUUUUGCCAUCCUGGCUAUAAGCUGCACUGGAACAAAAAGGACUGCAUUGAGGCUGAGGGUUUACCACCUGCCAAACCCCCCUCUAAACCCACCUUGAACUGUAGUAAGCAGGAGGGGGGGGACCGCUGCUUCCUGACCUGCCAGUCCCAAGUUCACAUCAGCAGUGGGACGGAGGAUUCCUACACGGUGACCUGUGGAAUGCCUUUGCCCUGCUUGGCUGACGCACAAAAGAACAACAGUGGCUUGUAUUGCUUGGGUCCAGAAGUGGCCGGAGUUCCACGCAUUAAGACCACAGCCACUUUUAAGUCAGGCACGGGGAAGUGCAACUUAAAACGAAGCCAGGAGAAACUAAAGGAGAGCUUAAACGCUGCACAUUCAGAUAGCAGGUUCCUCUUCACUGAAAAUGUCCAGUUCAGCUACGUGAGCCUGCGCUGCACCUCGUCUGGGCUGCGGACA